Messenger RNA from Gadus macrocephalus (Pacific cod), 5325 nucleotides. It is a transcript of the gene slc6a4a, whose product is annotated as solute carrier family 6 member 4a. The record is from RefSeq and is a predicted model, not a curated record. Lineage: Eukaryota; Metazoa; Chordata; Actinopteri; Gadiformes; Gadidae. Gene Ontology annotation, biological process: sodium ion transmembrane transport; serotonin uptake. Gene Ontology annotation, cellular component: membrane; neuron projection. Gene Ontology annotation, molecular function: serotonin binding; serotonin:sodium:chloride symporter activity.
CGUGUGCGCACAGUAUACUUGCAUAUGGUGAUUGUUUGAUUGUGCGUGUUUGUGUGCGCGCAUUCAUAUGUGUGCGUGUGUGCAUGUGUGUGUGUGUGCGCACACCGCAUCAAGGGGCAUGCAUGUCUUUGUGUGACACAAAGGGAGGGAGAUAGAGAGAGAGCGAGUGAGAGAGAGGGAAGGAGAGAGAGAGAGAGAGAGUGUGAGAGUGAGAGAGAGAAAGAUGAGAGAGAGGUUUAGUAGCUGCUUGGGCAAACACAGUGUCCUGAUGUGGUGGCGCAUACUGUUCCUCCAGCAAGUUGUUUCAGGAUCCUUCAACUUUGUGGUAGGACCUGCUGGCCGGCUGUGUGUUGUUGGAGCCGCGGCCGUAGGGGUAACCCAGCACAUCUGACGGCUACCUGCCUUCCCCACCGCUCUCAUCUCAGUUGUUCCUCGUGUUUUUGAGGGGAGCAGCUUGUGGAGAGCCUCCAAGAGCCUCUAUCCUACUAGCGUUUCUGCUGGUCAACGUGCGCCGCUAGGCUGCUCUGGACUGUCUCGUGUGGACAAGGUUCUGUCAUCUGACCGUCUCCACGCCGUCACGCAUUCAACCGCCUAUCAUCUCUGUGACUGCCCCCUGUAGCGUUGCUUCUAGCCCAGUGCAGAGCCUGAGAUCAACCUCCUUCCAGAGCUCUCCUCCUCCCUUCCAUUCUCUCUCUGAUCCCCUGAUGGGCACCAAAGCAGACGGCCUCAGCACAUACCCUUCUCCUUCACUGCUGAUCACCUCCCAGUGCCCUUAACCACCAGAUCAACCCCGCCCCCACCUGCCGCCUACACCUAGACUAUCCUUAUGGAGACUAAAGUGACCAAGAUGAUGAUGUCGCCCAUGACGAUGAACAGAGGGAGCGAGAAGGACGAGGAAGAGAACGACAAGAGGGCGGAGGAGGAGGACAAGAAGAAGGAGGUGGUGGGCGAGGAGGAGGGGAGCCAGCAGGAGAAAGGGCGGCUGAUGCUGGCCGACGGCCUGGCGGAGAAAGGACCCAAGCCUCUGAGCUUCGUGGCCGGCCAGCGGGUGUCCAACGGCCUCCCCUCCACCGCGCCCCAGAGCCCCACUGAGACCACUGGGACCCCCGGGGCAGGCUCCCAGGACACGGCCUCUGGCUCCGGCGGUGGCGGCGCCGGUGGGACCAACGCCGUGCCGACCGGAGGACUCAGGACUCUGGUGGUGCAGCAGAUGAGCCUGGAGAGACCCCGGGAGACAUGGAGCAAGAAGAUGGACUUCCUGCUGUCGGUGAUCGGCUACGCUGUGGACCUGGGCAACGUGUGGCGCUUCCCCUACAUCUGUUACCAGAACGGAGGAGGUGCCUUCCUUCUGCCCUACAUGCUGAUGGCAGUGUUCGGGGGGGUGCCCCUCUUCUACAUGGAGCUGGCCCUGGGUCAGUUCCACCGCAGCGGCUGCAUCUCCAUCUGGAAGCACAUCUGCCCCAUCUUCAAAGGGAUCGGCUUCGCCAUCUGCAUCAUCGCGCUCUACAUCGCCUUCUACUACAACACCAUCAUGGCGUGGUCCCUGUACUACCUGCUCUCCUGCUUCCGGCCCACCCUGCCGUGGGCCUCCUGCUCCAACAGCUGGAACACGGCCAACUGCAAAGUCUACACCCACACGGACCGCAACGUCAGCUGGUCCAACUCCUCCACCUCCCCCGCCGAGGAGUUCUAUACGCGUCAGGUGCUGCAGGUCCACCUGUCCCCAGGCCUCCACCAGCUGGGCUCCGUCAGCUGGCAGCUGGCCCUCUGCCUACUCUUCAUCUUCACCAUUGUCUACUUCAGCAUCUGGAAGGGAGUCAAGACCUCGGGCAAGGUGGUGUGGGUGACGGCCACCUUCCCCUACCUGGUCCUCCUGGUGCUGCUCGUCCGUGGGUGCACCUUGCCAGGGGCCUGGAGGGGCGUGGUCUUCUAUCUGCAGCCGGAUUGGCAGAAACUGCUCAGCACUACAGUGUGGGUUGAUGCAGCUGCCCAGAUCUUCUUCUCUCUGGGUCCUGGUUUCGGCGUGCUCCUGGCCUUCGCCAGCUACAACCCAUUCCACAAUAACUGCUACAAGGAUGCAUUGCUGACCAGCUCUGUGAACUGCCUCACCAGUUUCCUGUCUGGGUUUGUCAUCUUCACUGUGCUGGGAUACAUGGCCGAGAUGAGACAGCAGGACGUGAGCGCAGUGGCCAAGGAUGCGGGUCCCAGUCUGCUAUUCAUCAUCUACGCCGAGGCCAUAGCCAACAUGCCCGCCUCCACCUUCUUCGCUGUCAUCUUCUUCCUCAUGCUGAUCAUGCUGGGUCUGGACAGCACGUUUGCCGGUUUAGAGGGAGUGAUCACAGCCAUGAUAGAUGAGUUCCCCCAGCUGCUGGCCAAGAGACGGAAGCUGUUUGUCUUCGGCCUGGUGUGUGUGUGCUACCUGGGAGCUCUCUCCACCCUCACCUAUGUAAGUAGUGAGUUAGUAAGUCUGUUUGAGGAGUACGCCACUGGCCCCGCCGUCAUCACCGUAGUCCUCCUGGAGGUCAUCGCCGUCUCCUGGUUCUACGGUACCGACCGUUUCUGUAGGGAUGUCCAGCUCAUGCUAGGGAUCUACCCAGGUUGGUUCUGGAGAGUUUGUAAAACAAUCGCUUGUGUGUUCGUCCUCUUCCAUCUCAUCAUCAUUAGUUUCCUGGCCUUCCCGCCUGAGGUGCGGUUGUUUGACUACCAGUACCCAGCGUGGACCAACGUGCUGGGCUACUGCAGAGUCUCCUCCUUCAUCUGCGUCCCCACCUACAUGGUCUACUACUUGUUGAGGGCCAAGGGCUCCUUCAAACAGCGUCUAUUGAAGAGCAUCACUCCGGUGCCCAGCAGCGAAGGACACCGGGACUACAUCGUCACCAACGCCGUGUGACCCCAGCCUGACCAAGGAAGUCGGCUCUGUAGCCUUCCAGAGUGCCCUCUUGUGGAAAUCCCGUGCCACUACAGCACAAAGGAGCCUUAACAGCAUCUCUGCCUCUUACAAAUAUAGCCUAUUAUAUUUUGUUCUGUUUGUAUGUCUCACGUCCCAGUGUAGUACAACCAGAGGUAGGGAGGUCACCUACAAAAAACACACUUGAGUGUUGUUUGGUUUGUUUUGGUUUGUUUUGGUUCAAAACAAGGCCGGUUUUGUCUGGCCCUAUUGGCCGUUGCUGCCUUCUAUGGUGAGUGUGUGUGUGGAGUGUAGGGCUCUCUCUGUAUCCAACCCAAGCACCCCUGUCACUCUGACUCCUCUUUUAUGUAUACAUGGUGUUGUUCAUCACAGGUUCACCAUCAUUUUCAAGGUAUCUGAUGGCAUAUAUUAAUGCAUUUUUAAGAUAUAUUGAGUAAAAUACAAACGAUGCACAUUUAUACUAAAUACAAAGUCACUUUUUGAUUGUAGUCUUCGCCAUGGACUUUUAUUUUCCUAAGCAAUGCAUACCAUUACAAACUAUAACUUUAUCAGUUUUUAGGCAAGACAUUCAUAGCAUAAGCUUUCGGUCGAACUGUAAUGUUUUUAUUUGAAGUCAAGCAUCGAAUAUGUAGCAAGAUUCAGGUAUCCUUUUACAUCUGUUACUAAGCCAAAUACAUGAUGUGUUUUAAUGCUGUUAUUUAUAAAUACAGUUGCCUCAGUAAUGUAGCUAUUAUUAUUAUUAUUAUGUGUUGUUGUUGCUGUGUACCAGUACACCUGCCAGGUGUGUAGACAAGCAAAAUAUACUUUACAAAGGUUUGCCGACACUGUGAACUUGCUCGUUUUAUCAAUAGUGUGUGUAUGUGUUUGUGUGUGUGUGUGUGUGUGUGUGUCCAUGAUUGCACCAUUGACAUUAAAGGUGUGGUGUUCUCUCACCAUAAGUAAGUUUGCUUGACUGUGUGUGUGUGUGUGUGUGUGUGUGUGUGUGUGUGUGUGUGUGUGUGUGUGUGUGUGUGUGUGUGUGUGUGUGUGUGUGUGUGUGUGUGUGUGUGUGUUUGUUUGAUAUAAAGAAACAGGACUGACUGUUAUAGUUUCCAAUAGUAAACACAGGACUCAUAGAUGAGACCAUGUGUGCGAUAUUCUAUUGUUGCAAUAUAAAGUGUAUUUAUUUAAGUAUCAUAACUGCAAAUACAUACAUAACAAGGCACUGAUUGUUUACUUUUUAUUUCAUCCACUAAUUGUCAUUGUCUCAUUCAUACUCAAUAGAUACCAAAUAUAAAUCAUUUUAACACCUAUCAGUGUCAUCCAACCCGUAUAACUGCUUAUUAUUUUCAACCAAAUCAUGUGGGUUCUUGUGUGCGUGUGUUUGUGUGUGUGUGUUUCUGUUUUUGUCAUGCAUUAGGAAUGCAAAGAUACACAAAAAAUACAUUCAAUAUGCGCUUACAUUUUGAUGCUCCAAUUCAAUUCCAUUGUGCAUUCUAUAUGUCCUACAAUAUGCUAAACAUAGGGCUUUACGGAAACACAGACACACAAGUUCCUUUGCUUGUCCAAUACGCAACACUUGAAAGGAGCUGUGUGUAUUUUAUAAGUGUUCUAUAAAAGCGUUUUAAAGAAAAAUGCAUUGUAUCAAAUACUAUCUUUUUUGAUUUAGAAUUGGAAUCAUCCCGCCCUCGUGUGUGUGCAUGUCUGUGUGUAGGAACAGGAGGAUAAAAAAAGAUGGCUGUACUGUACAUGUACACGUUCAUAUCUCGUAAGUCUGGUAUCGGUGUCGUUAAUCUACCUUGUCUCCUUCUUCACUCAAUGCCUGAAUGUCAGUGUGUUUGUGUGUGUGUGUACGUGUGUUUGUGAGUUUGUACGCACGCUUCCGUCCAUGUGUGCACAAUUGUAAUUGGGCAAGGCGUGCAAAUUAUAAUGAAAAAACUAAAACUGUCCAGCUGUUGAAGGGUGAUGUGUAAGGGACUGAAUGCAGUUCAAAGAUGUGAGUGUGUAUGUGUGCGGGACGUGUGUGUGUGUGUGUGUGUGUGUGUGUGUGUGUGUGUGUGUGUGUGUGUGUGUGUGUGUGUGUGUGUGUGUGUGUGUGUGUGUGUGGUGUGUGUGUGUGGGUGCGUGCAUUGUGUCCUCUUGCCUUGUCAACUGCCAAAAUAGCUAAUGAUGGAAAUGAUUCCCUCUGCCCCUCUCUCUCUCUCUCUCUCUCUCUCUCUCUCUCUCUCCUCUCUCUCUCUCUCUCUCUCUCUCUCUCUUUCUCUUUCUGUCUGUAUGUGUCUCUUUCUUUCUCCCUCACUUAAGCUUCUAUAAAAUCUAUGUAUGUUGUUGACAGAUUGUAAUGACCGUAAAGCCUGUAUAGAAAAACGAUAUAUGAAAUAUCAAAUGAUAAAUAUAUGAAAUAUCAAAUAAUAAAUAUGUAUGAAAUAUCUAACUUA